GGGAGCGGGGCCCGCACCGGGAGCCGGGUCCGCGUCUCCGCUCCCGCCGCUGCCCAGCAGGAAACGGGGACAGCCGGGGACACCCUCCCGGUGCCCUCGGGAACGCCGCUCGGGCUUUUUCCAAAUCUCAGAAUCGGCUUUAAUCAAUUGAAAUUAAUUUUCCGACCUCACUGACUCAGUAAUUCUUUGAUCCCUCAUGCCCAGAGCCCCGUGGGCUGUGCAGAAGCGCCAGACUCUGCUCCUUGCACCUUGUCCAGUAAACAAUGGAGCCAGAUGUAAAAGUGAAUGAAGAUUUCAAAAGCCAGUUCAAGGCUUAUCAGGAGCAGCAGCAAAGGCGGCUGCAAAACUUGAUGGAGACGAAGAAGGAGAAGCAGGACAGGCAGAAGAACACUGGCAGCACAAAGGAGACUGUAAGAGCCCUGAAUGAUCUAAACCUGUUUAAAAAAGGACCUCCUGUAAAAGAGGAUGCCAGCAAAAGUUUGCUUGAGGCUGAGAAUGAGCAGCUGCAGGAUCAGCUCCGAGAGGUCCGGGAUGAGAACUGCAGGCUCUACAGACUGGUGUCAGAGAAAGAUUUUGAAAUAAAGGAGCUCCAGAAAAGAGUAUGGGAGGAGAGGUUGGCUCUGUCAGGGGUGUCUGGUUUAGCUGGAGACGUGGCUGCCACUAAAAUCGUUGAGUUGGCCAAAAAGAACCGUGAGGUCACUGCUGAGUUUGAGAGUGAGAGAGCCAAAGUGAAGCAGCUGAAUCACAAAGUCAAGGAGCUGGAGAGAGAACUACAGGCAGCCACAGGAAAAAUCCAUUCCCUUGGUGGUGAUGCUGCAGGAAUCAAGGAAUCAACUCUGAAAAUGCUGGAAGGAAACUUGGCUGAAAAUCCAGAGGUGAAAGCACUGCAAGAAAAAUUGAGCGCAGCCAACGUAAAAGUGACGGAAUACCGGAACCAGCUCCAGAAUUUGAAACAGGAACUGAAGCUGACCCAAAAGAUUUUAGCCAAAGAAAUUGGGGAAGAUGUGAAUAUCCAAAGUCUCUUGGCCAAUUCUGGCAACUGGCGUGGACGAGCUCAGCAAAUUCUUCUUCUCCAAACCAAGGUUCAGGAGCUGGAGCAUAAACUGAAUCAACAAAAGAUCAGAGCUUCACUGCUUGAGGUGGAUGAGGGAUUGCUGGCAUUUCGUGAUCCAAGGAAGUUGUUAGUCCAAGAGAAGAACUUGCUGAAGAUUCGCAGCUUGGAGAAAGAAAAGAAGGAAUCUUUGGAGAAACUCUCUGAGCAGCACAACACUCUUCAAAAAAAACAUGAGGAAUUGAAAAAAAAACUUGAUGCCUCAAGAGCCAGGAACCAAAUACUGUGUGGAGAAGUGAAGAUGCUGAAGGGACAGAUUGGAACCUUGCUGGAGAAAGGGAAACACGAUGAUGAGCUCAUAGAUGCCUUGCUGAGCCAGCAGAAGCAAAUGCAGGAGAUCUUAAAGGGCCUGAGCCAGAAGGAGGAUGGGAACAAGGAGUUUCAGCAGAUGAUGGGGCCACGCUUGGACCCUGAGAUUCAGAAACAAGGCACCCUGAUAGAUGAGCUCAGGGAGCUGGUGGCUGACAGAGAAGCAAAGGUUAAAAUGCUUCAGAAGGAGAUUGGGCAGCUCACACUUCAGGACAAGUCAGAAGCUUCUCAUCCACCACGCUCUGAGCACUCAGGAUUACCUGAGGGGUCAGGCAGCAGCAAGGCUGGAAGGACAGAAUUUGCCUGCACAGUGUCUCCGAUGGGCCACAUACUCGUGGAGUCAGCAGCCACAGAGCCUUUCUUCCUCAUCUCACUUGGAAGGGUGGAGGAAAGCAGCGACAAAGUCUUGGAAGCUGAGAAGUUCCAGAAAGAGCAGUGGUGGAGUGACAGCUUGGAACAGGAGCUUGAAAAGCUGCAGGUGGAUCCAGGGAGCAGCACAAGGGCACAGGAGCCUGCCCUGAGGAGCAGAAAAGCCCAGCCCAGCCUCCCCUUGCAUGUGAGUGCCAGAGAGGAGCUCUCUGCAUCCCUGUCCGAGCUGCCCCUGGAAUCUCAGCUGGAGGAGCUGAGCAGGAGGCUUGGCUUCCAGAUGGACGAGAACAAAGGUCUGAAGGCUGCUCUGAAGGCGACUGAGAGAGCCAAAGGAGAUGAUUUAAAACUGCAACAAGUCAUAAUGGAGGAAGUGAGGGAUAGUUCUCCACAGGCUGUUCAGCACCUUACACCAGAGAAGAGUUAAUCCAGAUAUUCCCAGUCCUUUGGGCUGCAGAGCAGGGAGAGAGCCCAGGCACCAGUGUCAUUUUGCAGCCUCAGAUCGUGUCAUUUCUUUAGCAUUUGCAGGAGAGGAUGAGAAACAGAGAUGAAAUACAAAAAAGUGAAGGUUU
Messenger RNA from Vidua chalybeata, 2358 nucleotides. RefSeq names its product coiled-coil domain containing 13 (gene CCDC13). Gene Ontology annotation, cellular component: centriolar satellite. The record is from RefSeq and is a predicted model, not a curated record. Bases 264 to 2213 code for a protein of 649 amino acids. Gene Ontology annotation, biological process: non-motile cilium assembly; cytoplasmic microtubule organization. The transcript is spliced from 16 exons. NCBI's taxonomy places the organism in Eukaryota, Metazoa, Chordata, Aves, Passeriformes, Viduidae.